GGCCUCCUUGGAGAUGUUGACACCGUCCGGGAGCUGGAAAAAGAACGUGGCUAUGGACUUGCCAGAUGAGAGCCAGUGGGACGAAACCACCUGCAAGUUGGCCCUUUGUCAGCAUCCACAAUGCUGGGCAACGAUCCGCCGGAUUGAGAGGGGCCACCCUCGAAUCCUGCGCCCUCCGUGCAAAACAGCUCCGAAUAAUGAAGACAAACUCCCAGUGCUCACCAUUGUAAACAUCUCAGCCCCCUGCUUCCCGGCCAAGAGACUUGCUCGUGGUCAUUUAUCAGGAUUUACCUUCAGCAAAGCUCCCUCUUUAUUGUGUCAACGUUCAAAGUUUGACUCCAAAUUUCAAGGCAGGCCUCGGAAGGAUCUACCCGACAAAGAUUUAACCCGCUCCACUGACAGGUCUCCUGAAGGAAAUCAUAGAAUUAAAAAGCUUUCAGUGCUGAAUUUGAAUGAGACACAACUUCCCAGCCCUCAAGAUGUCAGAAAUAUGGUUGUCAUCUGGGUCCCGGGACAACCAGUGAAGCAUGUGAGCCUCUUGCCUGAUGAAGGGAAAACCGUGCUUUCUCUGGAGACGAAGACACAGUUGGCCAUGACGAAGAAGAAACUUCCCCUGGAAAAGAGCCGACCCGACAGCGCCAUUUUGGCUAAGAUGUUUUUAUCUGUCCACCGCCUCACCCUGCAAAGACCAGCAUUGAAAUAUCCGGAACAUUUGAAGAAAUUGUGUUCUAACCUGAACACAGAAGGUAGAUUUUCCAGUGCCCUCAGAUCCUCAGGUCACAAGGAGCAGCGGCAGCAGAAGCGGCAGCAGAAGCAGCAGCAGAGGAUGGUGAAAAUACCACCUAAGAGACAGGAGGCUAAAAAGAAACCCAAGAGUGAUCCAGGAAGCCCGGACAUUUUGCAUAAAGAUUCAGGUGCCAUGGUUUAUGUUCCACACGAUGGUCACAGAACUCUACUGGGUUGGAAAAGUGACAAAAAGCAGCUACAGCGGAUGAAGUCAGAAGAACCCACCUUGAGGCAGGAUUCCACAGAGAGACCACAGAUGGAGAAUGAUCUGGAUUCCUUCCCCAGUAAGGAUGAUCCUGAAUUAUCCAAGACCAAACCCUCGAACAAGGACAUCAGCGCUCAGGAGGACGUUGUGCUGGAAUCCCAAGAGAGGAGCCCAGAGGACCUUUCAGACGGUACAUCGAUAACAAGCUGGAACCCUGAGCUCAAACUACUGAGGAUCCUUCAGGCCACUGACGAUGAGGAUGAGGAGAACCAGCUCUCCACAUUGGAGGGUGAAGGAUCUUUCAAGACUUCGCAGGGCAGCCUUACUCCCGAGUAGGAUGCUUGGAAUCCUGAGGACAGUGGCCUUGGACAGAAGGACAGAAGGCAGAGGGGACUUCUGUUGCCUGGAGGCUUUCCCAGGCCCUGACCAUAGAGGUUCUGCUUUCCUCGUUCACUUCUCCUUGCCUCUAAAAUAAGUGAAGGAGAAAAAGUCUCAUCCUUCAUAAACGUAGAUUGUUUCUCUUUCAUUAGGAACAGAAUAAUUUUAGUGAUUAAACACAACUGCUGCUUGA
This is a messenger RNA of Suricata suricatta (meerkat), 1562 nucleotides long. RefSeq names its product chromosome 13 C9orf43 homolog (gene C13H9orf43). Lineage: Eukaryota; Metazoa; Chordata; Mammalia; Carnivora; Herpestidae. The record is from RefSeq and is a predicted model, not a curated record.